Messenger RNA from Toxorhynchites rutilus septentrionalis, 2306 nucleotides. It is a transcript of the gene Rpn6, whose product is annotated as 26S proteasome non-ATPase regulatory subunit 11. Gene Ontology annotation, molecular function: structural molecule activity. The transcript has 4 exons. Gene Ontology annotation, biological process: ubiquitin-dependent protein catabolic process. NCBI's taxonomy places the organism in Eukaryota, Metazoa, Arthropoda, Insecta, Diptera, Culicidae. The record is from RefSeq and is a predicted model, not a curated record. Gene Ontology annotation, cellular component: proteasome regulatory particle, lid subcomplex. The coding region runs from base 198 to 1448 and encodes 416 amino acids.
CAAAGUAACUGUCAAGCUACAACGACGAGAAAAAAGCAAAUAAGAGACGAAAUCAGACACGAAAUUUUGAAGGAGAAAUUCAUCUUGAAAAUUCAGUGCAAAAAGACCCAAAUAUCGAACAAAUUUGUUGCAAGAGUUACUCAUCAAAGAGUGAAACAAUCCGUUAAAUAACGAAGCAAUUGCAACAGUUACACAUAAUGGCUGGAGCUACGAUGUUUGACCGCGCUCAGUCGCUGCAGCUGAACCGCCAGGAUCUGUCCACAAUUGCUGCCGACCUAGAGGUGGAUGAAAACGAUGAAGAGCAAAUUCGUCAGAAAGAGGCAAAAAUUCUUGAGCUUGGCGAAGCGUACAAGAAGGAAGGCAAGGCCAAGGAACUGGCCGAUUUAAUCAAGGUCACACGGCCUUUCCUGGGAUUCCUUAGCAAGGCUAAAGCGGCUAAGCUAGUUCGUUCGUUGGUGGAUUUAUUCCUCGAUCUGGAGGCAGAAACUGGCAUCGAGGUUCAACUCUGCAAGGAGUGCAUCGAAUGGGCCAAACAGGAAAAACGCACCUUCCUGCGACAGUCCCUGGAGGCAAGACUGAUUGCGUUGUAUUUUGACACCGGAAUGUACACGGAAGCACUUGCCCUCGGCAGCCAGCUGCUGCGGGAGCUCAAAAAGUUGGACGACAAAAAUCUGCUCGUCGAGGUGCAGCUGCUUGAGAGUAAAACUUAUCACGCCCUUAGUAAUCUCCCCAAGGCCCGUGCUGCGCUCACAUCUGCCCGGACAACGGCAAAUGCUAUUUACUGCGCACCAAAGGUGCAAGCCACGUUGGACCUUCAGUCCGGUAUUUUGCAUGCUGCCGAUGAGAGAGAUUUUAAGACAGCAUUUUCCUACUUCUACGAAGCUUUCGAAGGAUUCGAUAGCGUACAGAGUCCGAAGGCGCUAACCGCCUUAAAGUAUAUGCUACUGUGCAAAAUUAUGCUUGGCCAGAGCGACGAUGUCAACCAGAUUGUUAGUGGGAAAUUGGCAAUCACUUACUCCGGACGUGACAUCGACGCUAUGAAGGCGGUGGCACAGGCCUCGCACAAGCGAUCGCUAGCUGACUUCCAGGAUGCUCUCAAGCAGUACAAGCACGAACUGGAGGACGAUGUGAUUGUUAAGGCUCACCUGGGUACACUUUACGACACAAUGCUGGAGCAAAAUCUGUGUCGUAUUAUCGAACCGUAUGCCCGGGUUGAGGUCAGCUACGUGGCGGACCAGAUAAGCCUACCGAUCGCUCAGGUGGAGAAGAAAUUGUCACAAAUGAUUCUGGAUAAGAAGUUCAGCGGAAUCCUGGACCAGGGUAUUGGCGUCCUGAUCGUGUUCGAGGAAGCUCCGGUGGAUAAGACCUACGAAACAGCCCUAGAGACGAUACAGCACAUGGGAAAAGUGGUGGACACAUUGUAUCAAAAGGCCAAGAAGCUGACGUAAGUGUUUUCGGUGCAGGCCCUUGCAGUUUAGGAGCUUUUCCGUUUAGGUUUUUUUUUGUUUUCGCUCUUAUUUUACUUUUCACAGGCGGACUCUUCUCAAACGUAAAAAUUAGAACAAUUUUAUAACACCCAUACAUCUAUUUGGUUUCGUCACGGCAGUAUCAUUUUUUUCAUCGUAUUAUCUUUACUCCCGGAAUCAUUCGCAUCAUUAAAUCGUUUCGUGGGAAUGCACUCUCGUAGAAUUGAUUGUGCGGUGUCCAAUCAUAAACGGCUAUGAUUGGAUAGUGGACAUAUCAAUUCCACGUAAGUGAGACCUGAGAACGGAAUAGUGGUGAGUUUAGCGUUAUAUAAAUACAAAAUAAAAAUUCAAUUUCUAUCCAUAACCGUGACCUUUUGCGAAAAGAUGUUGUAAUAAUAGGAAGAAAGUUUGGGUAAUGUUCCAGUUUGAUCCAUGUAUCUUAAUAGUUAUCCCAUCAAACGGCGAAAACUCUGAUUAUAACGUUAACGAGAUUUAAAAUUCUUGGAGAGCUUUCCAUCAAUAAUUCUAGACUCGGUUCUCCGAAGUCCAGCUCUUUAGUUAAUGGACAUAUAGCUUCUCACGCUUUGACGGUUUGAAAAUUUCUCAUAUACUGCGCUAUAUUUUCUAAGGAGAGCUUAAUUCCGGAGAUUGAGUAAAGCAGAUCGGUGUACUUAUUGCUACACCAACAUCAACAAUUUUCGCAGCCUGUAAAGAUAUGAACUAUUGAGGAAUAAAAUUACGCGUUCGAAAUAUCAGGAAGUGUAAUAACUGCAGUAAAUGAUUUAGUACGAGUAUAACAAAGUCAGAACAUAUUCAAAUAAAUUAUUUCGUAAAAACUCA